Zasmidium cellare ATCC 36951 is the source of this 990-nucleotide messenger RNA. RefSeq lists its product as uncharacterized. Gene Ontology annotation, molecular function: hydrolase activity; carboxy-lyase activity. The coding region runs from base 1 to 990 and encodes 329 amino acids. The record is from RefSeq and is a predicted model, not a curated record. Gene Ontology annotation, cellular component: cytoplasm; cytosol. Gene Ontology annotation, biological process: secondary metabolic process. Lineage: Eukaryota; Fungi; Ascomycota; Dothideomycetes; Mycosphaerellales; Mycosphaerellaceae. The transcript has a single exon.
AUGGUUCCACCCUUGAUUGCAUUGGAGGAGCAUUUCCUCUCCCAAGCUGUCCUCGAUGCCUUCGACGAACAGUACCAGGAACAGUUCAAGGCCAUUCCUGCGGCCAAGGACAAGUUGAAAGACCUGGACAGCCUUAGGCUGAGUGAGAUGGCCAAGGGUCACAUUUCCAUGCAAGUUAUUUCACAUGCAUGUGCUCCUGGUGGGCCCAACCCGGAACAGUGCAAGCAGGGUAACGACCAACUUGCUCAAGCUGUUCAGAAGCACCCGGAUCGAUUCGCUGGCUUCGCUGUACUUCCCGUCGCCAAUCCGGAGGAAUGUGCAAAGGAGCUUGAACGAUCUGUCAAGGAACUUGGCUUCGUUGGCGCUCUCAUCGACAACCACGUGAAUGGGAAGUACUUCGAUGGACCCGAGUACGAUGUCAUGUGGCGAAAGGCGGAGGAGCUUGACGUGGCCAUCUACCUCCAUCCCACGUGGCCGUCAGAAAACAUGAUGCCGCAGUACACUGGCAACUUCACCGGAGGAGCGAGCCGAAGUCUAGGCGCAUCAAGUUGGGGUUGGCAUACCGAGACUGGCCUGCACGUCCUGCGUUUGUAUGCUGCUGGCGUCUUCGAUCGAUUCCCCAAUCUCAAAAUCAUCAUUGGGCACUUUGGCGAGAUGAUACCAUUCUCACUGCAAAGAAUCUGCAAGCUUAGCGUCAGAUGGGGUGAUCAGCAACGGAAGCUCAAGCAAGUCUGGGACGAGAACAUCUGGAUCACGACAUCGGGCGUCUGGAGUCUGGAUCCGAUGAGGUGCAUUCUCGGUAACACCAAGAUCGACCAUAUCCUGUUCAGCGUCGACUAUCCUUUCGAGCCGAACGAGAACGGCCUGAGCUGGAUGAAAGAUCUGGAGGAGAGCGGGCUGGUGACGCAGGAAGAGUUGGAGAUGAUUGCGUACAAGAACUCAGAAAAGCUGUUGAAGCUCAAGGCGCCCAAGAUGACUAACGGGUCAUGA